Molecule: messenger RNA, 1411 nt
Organism: Sinocyclocheilus rhinocerous
Lineage: Eukaryota; Metazoa; Chordata; Actinopteri; Cypriniformes; Cyprinidae
Product: plakophilin-1-like
Exons: 6
Coding region: 16-1386 (456 amino acids)
Biological process (GO): cell-cell adhesion
Cellular component (GO): cytoplasm; plasma membrane; adherens junction
Molecular function (GO): protein binding
Source: RefSeq, a predicted model, not a curated record
GUUGAAUGGGCGUGAAUGAGGGCAGGACCAGGUGGAUCUCUCUGUGAGUCAACCCCUGAAUCAAACGCAGAGCAGCCAGACGGAGCAGAUAGUUGGAGCUUUACGAAUUGGACCUCGCCUGUCUCUGGAGUGGAGACAAAAGCCAAAAUGAUGCCCGAACCUUUAAAAUCGGCUCUGUCCAUCGGAGAUGUGGAGGACACGUCUCUCGCGCUUCCGUCCGAUCACGAGCUGAGAUCCGCGCAGCAGCGAGUUCUGGAGCAGGUUCACACCAUCAAGAGGAGCAAGUCCAAAACCAGCAGCAAAAGCGUGUCCGGACUCUCUUCCCCCACCAGCCCUGAAAGUGACGGUGUGUUUUAUGACUUCAAGUUCUCUCCCGGCGCGUCUCUCAGCGGACCCUCGUUCAGCAGAGGAGGAACCAUGACAAAUGGGACUAUGCAAAGGCAAGGCUUUGUGCGCCAGUCCACCAACUCCCACAGCGCCAGUGGUCAGCGGGUGACCAGUGGCUCCGGCAAGUUCGAUCGGUCCUUCUACAGCGCUACCGGCACCCUCCCUGCCCAAACCCAGACCAAUAACCAACUGUACAGCUACAACACCACCCGCAGUGCUCCAGACCUGGGCUUCCAGUCCACCGGCAACGUCGGCGCCACCGCCGCCACUCUACGCACCCAAACCAGCCGACAGAUCCUCACCAGAGUGCCAACCACUCAACCUGCCCAGGCUUACGGAAACAGCAAUGUGCCCAGAAUGCCUAACAGCAAUCAGGCCAGUACCAUGCAACGGACCAUGAGACACCCGACUUCCCUGCAAUCCAACGGAGAGUCCAGGGUGUCCAUGAUCAGGACCGGACAGGCCAAGGACAUCUCUGGGAUGAACGCAGAGAAGCUUAUGGCCGAUAUGACGAUGCAAGACGCGGUCGACUAUCUGUUCAGCACGGAUGAGAGCCACCAGCUGUGUGGAGCCGCUUACAUCCAGCACAGCACCUUCACCGAUGACAAGGCCAAGCAAGAGGUGCUGACCCUGAAGGGCAUUCCUCCGCUGGUCAACCUGCUGAACAGCCCCAGUCCUCAGGUCCAGGAGACAGUGGCCGCUGCUCUGAGGAACCUGGUCUUCAAAAACCAGGCCAACAAAGAGGAAGUGCAGCGCUGCAGAGGAAUCACACAGGUUGUGCAGCUGCUCGGCAAGAGCAACUCUGAGACACAGAAACACCUGACAGGUCUCCUGUGGAAUCUCUCCUCUGCAGAUAACCUUAAGCUGGAUUUGCUCCACACAGCCUUGCCUGCGCUCACUGAGAAAGUCAUCGAGCCGUUUUCAGCAAGUACAGACGACAACUCCAACACCAGCCUGGCACCAGAGGUCUUCAACAACGCCACGGCAUGCCUUCGGUAACAUCACACACAUGUACACAAGGCAA